CAAACGUAUCUCUGUCCUUUAGCUCCUUAUAGUUGCUCUUACCCUAAUACAUAUACAGUCUUUGUUCAAUGUUUCCUUUCCCUCAUGAUCAUCAAAGCAAAGAUAUGGAAUUACAAAUAUCUUCGAGUACUCCCCACCAAGAAGAUUUUAUGCAACAGGAUCUGAUCAUGAUGCGGGGUAGUCAUGAUGUUUUGCCAUCUGAUCUGCAGGGACGUAGUCUAUCCAAUAUUAAUAUUAGUGAAGCAAAUAUUAACAAUAUGGCUGCUGAUUCUGACGAAAGGAAGAUCAUGCGUAGGGACAACGAGCGCCAAAGAAGACAAGUUAUGGCGAUUCGCACUGCAUCACUUCGAUCCCUCCUCCCUCUAGAAUUAAUCAAGGGAAAACGUUCAAUCACCGAGCACAUAAAUGAAGCAGUGAAUUAUAUAAAGCAGCUGAAGGAAAAGAUACAGGAGCUGAAUGCCAAGAGGGAAGAGCUUAGAAGGGUGUAUAAACAUUACAGUAGUUCUGCACAUGAUUUCAGUCCUGAAAUUGAUGAAAAUUUGGGUACUAAGAGUACUUCCAAUAUCAUGGUUGGCCUAACAUGUUGGGGUGGAGUGGAGAUUGUGGCAAGUACUAAUGGUACAAAUUGCAGUGAGCUAGAAGGGUUUUCUCUUUCAGGAGUACUCAAAGCAUUGCUUGCAGAGGGCCUUACCGUUGUGGAGUGUGCUUCCACCACAGCAAAUCAGAGGUUGAUUCACUCUAUUCAGUGUGAGGUCGACUAUUUGGCAUGUCUGGAUUUGUCUGAGCUACAACUGAAACUAAAUUUUUUAUGCAAUUCUGGCUAGUCAGCAUGGCCUUCUAGUUCGGAGAUAGGUAUUCCCUUCACUACGUUGAUUGAUCAACUUUGAUCAGACCGAAGCCUAUCUAGACUUACAAGUUGUAUGUUGUGUUUGCAUGUGUAGCUUGGUGCUCA
Messenger RNA from Rosa chinensis, 952 nucleotides. RefSeq names its product transcription factor bHLH36. The transcript has 3 exons. Gene Ontology annotation, cellular component: RNA polymerase II transcription regulator complex. Gene Ontology annotation, molecular function: protein dimerization activity; DNA-binding transcription factor activity, RNA polymerase II-specific; RNA polymerase II transcription regulatory region sequence-specific DNA binding. NCBI's taxonomy places the organism in Eukaryota, Viridiplantae, Streptophyta, Magnoliopsida, Rosales, Rosaceae. Bases 69 to 824 code for a protein of 251 amino acids. Gene Ontology annotation, biological process: regulation of transcription by RNA polymerase II. The record is from RefSeq and is a predicted model, not a curated record.